AUGGGCCAAAAGAGAUUUCCUCCAUUCAAAACUUUGGAUGACGUUCGUAACAAGGACGAUGACGAAUCUACUGUGAUUAACGCCAGCAAUUUGGAAUCUGAGCGAGCACACUCCGUGAUGUACAUUCCCGAUGAAGGUAGAUUUUCAAGUGAAGCAAAUACUUUAAUCGAUGGAAUGGAAGGAACUUCAUCGAGCACGCUCGGGAAUAGAUGGAAAGCUUCAGGUCUCAAUUCUUCACUUCAACAGUUGCAGUAUAAUGAGAACAAAGUUGCCUUGGAUAGGUCUAUUAAACAGACUAUUGAGUUAUUAUAUCAGCUAUCGGAAGAGAAUAAGGAGCGUCCCAUAUUUUAUCCUACCGAUAUUGAAGACGACAGCUUACUAAUGCUCAAUUCAAGAAAGGCUCAUAUAGCUUUAAUAAAAAAUAAAGAAAUAUCGGCCAAAGCUUGGACAAAAGCGAAGAUAGAGGAUAAAGAAGAUGAUGAAAUACUUCCAGAAUUAAAGAUUUUAAAACUCAACCUUCAAAUAGACGUCUCCAAGAAGAGUAAUGGCAAUUUAGUGUCUAAUUUGGAUAAAAAAUCGAUAGCGAAUUUGUUGGAACAGAUGCUUAAACUGCAAGUAAAAUAUCUCAGUAAUUUAAAAGACAGAAUUGAUGAUACUUCUUCAAAAGUGUUUGUUACAGGUGAUUUGAAUGCAGGUAAAUCAACCUUCUGUAAUGCAUUGUUGAGGAAGAAAGUUUUACCUGAAGAUCAACAACCUUGUACAUCGGUUUUCUGUGAGGUUAUUGAUGCAACAAAAGAGAACAAAGGAGUUGAAGAAGUUCAUGCUAUUCCCAUUGGAAAAAAAUACAACAUUAGAGAUGAAUCAUCUUAUGAGAUCCAUCCCUUGAAAGGUUUAGAAAAUCUAGUUUAUGAAUGUGACCGCUACAGCUUGCUAAAGGUAUAUGUUAAAGACAAUCGCUCGUUUCAGGAAAGCUUGCUUAGUAAUGGAGUAAUUGACAUAAAAUUAAUUGAUGCACCUGGUUUGAAUAUGGAUCUGUACCUGACUACUCAAGUCUUUUCAAGACAAGAAGAGAUAGACUUAGUUGUUUUUGUUGUCAAUUCAGAAAACCAUUUCACUCUAUCAGCUAAAGAAUUCAUUGCCGCAGCAGCUGCCGAAAAGCGCUAUGUGUUUAUUGUUGUUAAUCGGUUCGAUAACAUAAAUAAUAAGGAGAAAUGCAAAGAAAAAAUUUUAGAUCAAGUUAAAAGCUUGUCUCCUGACACAUACAAGAAUGCCGAGGAGUUCGUUCACUUUGUGAGUUCGACUGAAGCUUACAAAGGAGGACCUGACGAUGACAAUGAUCCCGAUGAUGAUAAUGGAAACGACAAAAAGGACCCUGAUUUUGAUCUGUUAGAGGCCUCGUUAAGAAAAUUUAUACUAGAUAAGCGAUCUUUAUCAAAGCUACUUCCAGCAAAGAGCUAUUUAAAAAAUAUUUUAUGUGACUUGGAGACUUUAUCGAUGAUUAAUGAAAAGAUAUAUUUGAAAGAAAAAGAAGACAAGGAGGCUCAGCUAAAAGAUCAAGUUGCUCCAAGAUAUUUAGAGAUGGCUUCAAAGAGCUCCAAAAUGUCGGACCAUGUUAACAAUGUGAUUGAAAAGGCAUGUGUGGAUGUUUAUAACUUCGCAAGAAAUGACUUGAUCGAGACGUUGAAUGAUUUUGAAGGACUGCAAGUGAUUUUGUAUCGUGGGUUGCAGUAUGUAUAUGAGUAUGCCAAAGAAACCCAGAAGGUAAUGAUUGAAACAGUUUUAUCUUCGAUUCAAAAUAGCGAAGACAGAGCUAGGAUUAUUACCAGCGAAAAAGUAGAUGAAAUUUCCCGUAUUGGAGAGGAAAGUUUAGGUUCGGAAUUCAUGAGUGACAAGAAAUUUAAUCCUGAUAUCAUGUUUACCAAACGUCGUGACAAUUUAAAGAAACUUCUCAAUCGUCUGAUAGAAAUAGGAGACUUCUUCGAUCCAUCAUGGGAUUCUUGUUUGAUGUGGCUAGGUAUACCGAAGGAUUAUGUAUCCAGCACAAAAGAGCACUUGAAUUAUUACAAUCCUAUGUCUUUGCUCCCUGCAAUGCUGACUGAUGUCACUUCUUUAAAAAAUCAGCUUCCUACUCAAUUAACGUUACAUUCCAUUUAUUCGUCAGGGAAAUUAUUGACAACAGGUGUCGUUGUUCGUAAACUUUACCUGGCCUCGUAUUUGUUGAAUCCUUCUGUGUUGAAAAGAGUAGCAGGCCCAUUAUUAGUUGGUGUCACUGGCUUCACGAUUUACUACUUGAUUAAUGAUAUCCCAAACGCAUUUCCAAGAAAGCAAGCUCGAAAAAUCAAGAAGCAGCUAUUGGAGUUAGAUCAUCCACAUCAAAAUGCAAAUAGGAUAUCGAAGGAAUGCAGAAAGGUACUAAAUUAUCCGGCACGCCAAGUGAUGAACAACUUUCAGACGAGUAUUGAUAAGAGGUUGGUUGAAAAAAAGCAACUUGAGAAGGAUCUUCAAGAUUCCAAUAAAAGUUUUGGAUACUUUCAUGACUUCUUAUUGAAAAUUGAAUAUCAAAGAAAUUUGCUCGAACAAAUUGACCUUGAGAAUGUUAAUAUUGUUGAUUAA
Molecule: messenger RNA, 2613 nt
Organism: Priceomyces carsonii
Lineage: Eukaryota; Fungi; Ascomycota; Pichiomycetes; Serinales; Debaryomycetaceae
Gene: FZO1
Product: mitofusin
Exons: 1
Coding region: 1-2613 (870 amino acids)
Biological process (GO): mitochondrial fusion; mitochondrion localization
Cellular component (GO): mitochondrial outer membrane
Molecular function (GO): GTPase activity; GTP binding
Source: RefSeq, a predicted model, not a curated record